GAGAGAGAGAGAGAGAGAGAGAGAGAGAGAGAGAGAGAAAGAAAAAGGCGUUUCCAUCAACGAACCGGCAAAACUGUGUAUCCAGACAACCGGACGGACGGAUAGAACUUGCCUGGAACAAAAACAAAGCACUUAUCCACCCUAGCCAAUAGAAUUUCGCCAUAACAAUUGCUUUUGUAAUCGCUUUUAUAUGUUUAUAAAAUAAAAUCCAUCACUAGACGGCGUCCCAGAGCUGACAACAUCCUAAACCAACUAGCCUACAUUCUGGAUAGAGGAGCUGACUGAAGAAGCCGAUUUUGCAGCGAGAUUGUGCGUCAAUCGAAUACAAAUCACAUUUUGAUAACUGGUAGAGAAGUGAACACUAUCUCACCCACAGAACAGGGCAUCUCUCUUCGCGGACUCAUAGCCUACACAAAGCCCGGGACCAUGUCGGAGUACAGCUCUUUGCUCAGUGACCUGUCUGAGAACAUCACCAACGAGGACUUGGACCAACUCAAGUCAGCCUGCAAGGAGGACAUCACAGAGGACCAGAGCAACACAAUCACCUCCUCCAAGGAGUGGUUCAACUACCUGGAGAAAAACGAAAAGCUGGCACAGGAUAACCUGUCGUACAUCGAGCACAUCUUUGAGAUCUCCCGACGACCAGACCUGCUGACCCGGGUCAUUGAGUAUCGCACCACCGUACUCAAGAUCUCUGAGGACGACGAGAUCGACACCAAGCUCACACGCAUCCCCUCUGCCAAGAAAUACAAAGAUAUCAUUCGCCAACCCUCCGAAGACGAGAUCAUCAAGUUGGCCCCUCCCCCUAAAAAAGUGUGAGGUCAUCACCCCUGACCUUUGCACUUUGGCCCCUGGCACUCCAACCAUCUCGACCCCCC
This is a messenger RNA of Oncorhynchus nerka (sockeye salmon), 878 nucleotides long. RefSeq names its product astrocytic phosphoprotein PEA-15. The transcript has 4 exons. Gene Ontology annotation, molecular function: protein binding. Bases 427 to 819 code for a protein of 130 amino acids. Gene Ontology annotation, biological process: regulation of apoptotic process; MAPK cascade. The record is from RefSeq and is a predicted model, not a curated record. NCBI's taxonomy places the organism in Eukaryota, Metazoa, Chordata, Actinopteri, Salmoniformes, Salmonidae.